Messenger RNA from Cetraspora pellucida, 363 nucleotides. The record is from the annotation of a GenBank genome assembly. NCBI's taxonomy places the organism in Eukaryota, Fungi, Glomeromycota, Glomeromycetes, Diversisporales, Gigasporaceae.
AUGGCACAAUUCACGGUUGAAAAUCAAGAAUUAUUUCUCGGUGAUAAAAGACUCGAAGAUAAUCAAACAGUAGAGAGUUAUAAUAUUGGUUUGCAUGAAAAAAUUAGGCUCGUUAAAAAGUAUGAAGGCUCCAUGCAAGUAUACAUUAAGGAUAAUAGUAAAUCAACAGCUAUUCUCAGCAAACCAUCUAGUACUGUAUUUGAAUUGAAACAAACCUAUGAAUUGAAAUCAAACAUUCCAGUAAAUGAACAGAGGCUUAUACAUAGAGGCAAACAGUUAGUGGAUUAUAAAAAACUGUCGGAUUACGGAAUUACACAUGGGUCAUUUGUUACACUUUUCAUGAGAUUGAAUGGAGGCCUUUGA